AUGGCAGGAAGAACUAGAGCAAAUGGAUCCAAUGACAACAACAACAGUGACGUUAUGAAUUUUGUUCGGGCAAUUACUAAUGAACUAAGAAACCAACCCAAGCGUGAAAACAACAAAGGAGAAUUAAUAGUGAAAUUUCAAAAAAUCAGGCCCCAAGCAUUUUCCGGAGAACCCAAUCCCUACGUGGCUGAGGCAUGGAUAAGGCAAGUGAAAAAAAUAUUGGAGACACUAGAGAUUCAGAACGAGCAGGACCAAAUGUCCCUUGCUUCAUUUCUUUUUGACGGGGAGGCCGAUUUCUGGUGGACAAUGAUUAAGGAAAGCCGUCAGGUGGCAGACCUCUCUUGGAGACAAUUCGAGGAAUUAUUUAUGGAAAAGUACUUCCCAAACUCAGUAAGGCAGGAGAUGAUCCAAGAAUUUCUCCAACUGAAACAAAGAGGCAUGACUGUGACACAGUAUGCCAAUCGAUUUGAGGCCCUUUCUCGCCAUGCCAAGCUAUAG
This is a messenger RNA of Camellia sinensis, 498 nucleotides long. Lineage: Eukaryota; Viridiplantae; Streptophyta; Magnoliopsida; Ericales; Theaceae. The record is from RefSeq and is a predicted model, not a curated record.